UCAUUCCUUUUAAAUCUGCUGUUCAUUCUGGAGUUGAAUGUGGGACCUCAAGCAAGCGCAUGAGAGAGUUGAUCGGGAGGAAUGCUCAUCCGCCGUCAAUUUGUACAGUGAAGAUAUCGGGAUCAAACAAUCAGGUGCCGUUGUACACGAAUGACACACGUGAGAAAGUACUCGAACGUCUGCAAUCUUCUUUCACAAACAAGCUAAGGGCCGAAGAAAUCCUGCGAAACGAUGUCCUCAGAGUUCUGCUCGAAAGGAGGCGGCAUUACUUGCGGAACCUUUCUCCAUACUUUGAGAAAGCUCAAGCUCUCGGGGAUGACAUGUUUGCCAAGGUUGUUGAUCACGUGAAAUGUAGAUCUCACUCGUGCAUUGUGCAACACGAGCAGAUAGUAGGACAAGAUACGGUCGACAUUUCUAUCCCGUCAAGCAAGAUCCCGGCUAAAGAUCGUGAGAGAAGCUGGAACGUGCGCGAGAAUGACGUGUCAUUGGACGACGUGGAUGAAGAGGCAAAGCUUGCUCAGAAAUAUCUCAGGGACAUGCAGCAUCCAGCGAAUUGCUCUUCGAGAAACGCGUUGGUCUUCCACCAUGAUCGAGCUUACUGGGGAUUCGCUGCAAACGUGCAUUUCAUGACGGUUGC
Guillardia theta CCMP2712 is the source of this 637-nucleotide messenger RNA. RefSeq lists its product as hypothetical. The record is from RefSeq and is a predicted model, not a curated record. NCBI's taxonomy places the organism in Eukaryota, Cryptophyceae, Pyrenomonadales, Geminigeraceae. The annotation marks the transcript as partial. The transcript has 7 exons.